AUGCCCUAUCCCAAUGGCAUCCCCGGUGUCCCUGGCCCGGGCCCACAGCACCAGCAGCAACUUCAAGAUCCUUCCAGCCUCAAGUUGACUAGAGGUACCAGCUGCGUUCUCUGCCAACAACGCAAAGUUCGUUGCGACAAGAAUAAGCCAUGCGCCAACUGUAUCAAAGCAAAGGUCGAGUGCCGGGUUAUACCUCCCCAGCCUCCUCGUCGUCGGAAGAAGCGCCUCCAAGAAAAGGACCUUAUCGAGCGUCUCAAGAAAUAUGAAAAUCUCUUGGCCGAGCAUGGAGUCAAGGUUGAUGCUAUUGGUCAUGAGUUAAGGCCUGAUGGCCCCCCAGGCGAGGAUGUUGAUGAGCUUGAAAACGAUUUUGAAGGCCUCAAGACGACCCCUGAAGCUAGUUCAUCCCCUGCUCCGUCCAACGCAGAGCACAAGUACGCACCCUACACAUCACAUCUAUACACGCAUUUUGAAUUCGAGCACAUGCUCCAAGAUUCGUCCGAUGAAGAACCUGAAGUUGGAUCCACCAUUCAUCGUGCCUUUGAUCGCAUGUUUGCAACUAACGGGUUUCCUUUCAUCAUAGGGAGUGCCCCUGUCCCUAUCUCUAACCUCCAUCCUUCCACUAUACACAUUUUCCAACUCUGGCAAAUAUAUAUCGACAACAUUAACCCGUUGCUCAAAAUCACACAUGUUCCCACUGUUCAAGGGCAGAUCAUCGAGGCGAGUUCUGAUGUCGAAAAUGCACCCAAGAACAUCGAAGCCCUCAUGUUUGCCAUGUAUCUCAUGGCAAUCACGUCCCUUGAGGAAGCCGAAGUUUACAGGAGAUUCAACGAAACGAAAAAAGAACUAUUAGCGAGAUACCAUGCUGGUACCCAGCAAGCACUUACAGAAGCUGGUUUUAUGAGAGUCAAUGAUCCUAUUCUGUUACAGGCAUAUAUCCUCUACCUAUUUGCUGUCCGAUGGUUCGUUGAUCCUCGUCAAGUCUUCUGUUUGAUCGGGUUAGCUGUUCGCAUUGCUCAGCGGAUGGGUCUCCAUCGAGAUCCAGCACAGUUUGGUCUACCACCAUUUGAAGUUGAGCAGCGCCGUCGACUAUGGUGGACACUUGUGGGAUAUGACCGACGGUUGGGAGAAAUGGCCGGAUCAACCGUUACCGCCCUCUCUACCGGCGGUGAUUGCAAGAUACCAAUGAAUGUCAACGACUCAGACUUGCAUGUCGAUGGCAAAGAAUUCCCCACUCCUCACACCGGACCAACUGAAAUGCUUUUCUCUCUAACAAGGGUUGAACUCGCAAUGGCUGUCUCGAGCGAUAGCAAUCGCGACAGCUUCAAGAUGAACAACACGGAUAAGAGUCCUGCGGGGGCAACUGCGAACAAGAACCAGGCGAUAAUCCGGCUUGCUGGCCAAGACGGUCCUGAGUAUACUCUCGACGGGUACUGCGCACAUAUUGAGGGUACAUACCUCAGCCAAUGUGACCCCAAAAUUCCCCUGCACUUCUUUACUCUUACAAUGACUCGCCAAGCCUUGUGUAAGAUGCGCAUCAUUAGCUUUCUUGUUCGAAUGCACAGCAACUCCGAUAAUGUUCCACUUAAGGAGGUUGAGAGGGACAGUCUUUUCCUUCAAGCUACACAGAUGAUCGAGUACGAUAACAUUGUUCAGUCCUCCGAGUCACUGCGUCCAUUCAAGUGGUACUCUAUGCAUCACUUCCCCUUCCCUGCAUACAUGUUCCUUGUUCAACAGCUGCGGCAUCGCGUUUCUGGUCCCAUGGUAGAACGUGCGUGGGACGCUAUCGAGAAGAACCACGAUCUACGUGGUCUCAUGAAUAAUUACCAUAACCCUAUGCACAUGGCAUUCGGUGGCCACUUUGUUAAAGCUUGGGAUGCCCAUGAAGCAUCCCUUCUUGCUGCCGGUCGACAGCCGCGGAGACCAGCAUUUCUCGCUCCUCUGCGUGAACGUGUCGCAGCGCGUCGUCGGGAAAAGCAGGAGAGACGACAAGCUCCUAAUUUUUCUCAACCUCAAAUCGGCAUCCCACAAGUUGCAACGCCUUCUUCUUCGGGCUUUGCCCCAUCUGUUGGACAAAUGACCCCUGGAACCACCCACAACGGCCAGCGAGCAGAUUCAGGCUCUGUUGCCUCAAGCGACGAGCCCGGAGAGAUGGAUUGGACAUUUAUGAUGUCAGGAUACAAUGAUACCGCCAGUUUUACCCCAAUGGGUGGAUUUGGAAGCUUCAGUGGUGGCUUGGGUGGAGGAAUGCCUGGUAUGCCGCCCGGUAUGGGAGGCAUGGGACACGGCCCUCCCGCUCCUGGUGGCAACACGUUUGGAAAUUAA
This is a messenger RNA of Fusarium graminearum PH-1, 2322 nucleotides long. RefSeq lists its product as uncharacterized. Gene Ontology annotation, molecular function: DNA-binding transcription factor activity, RNA polymerase II-specific; zinc ion binding; DNA binding. NCBI's taxonomy places the organism in Eukaryota, Fungi, Ascomycota, Sordariomycetes, Hypocreales, Nectriaceae. The coding region runs from base 1 to 2322 and encodes 773 amino acids. The record is from RefSeq and is a predicted model, not a curated record. Gene Ontology annotation, biological process: DNA-templated transcription; regulation of DNA-templated transcription. The transcript is spliced from 3 exons.